Messenger RNA from Opisthorchis viverrini, 1947 nucleotides. RefSeq lists its product as hypothetical. The transcript is spliced from 2 exons. The record is from RefSeq and is a predicted model, not a curated record. NCBI's taxonomy places the organism in Eukaryota, Metazoa, Platyhelminthes, Trematoda, Opisthorchiida, Opisthorchiidae. The coding region runs from base 1 to 1947 and encodes 648 amino acids.
AUGAUCCCCAGGAGGGGCGAAACCGGUCUUUGUUCUCCAGAGAUAGAAGCCCAUAUACUCACCACAUGCGCCGAUACGCCUUAUGCAUGGAUGCGCUACCAAUGUGAACCCGCUGACGGUGGUAUCUCGACACUCAGAAAGUCAUUUAUUGGAACCGGCCGAGUUGAAACUCAUUUAUCGGAACGACCUGUGAUGGAGUAUUCCAGAACACCUACCUAUCGUCAUCAGUUUCAUUGGGACCGCUGCUAUCCAAGGCAGCUGUAUCCGGGUGGUCGUUGGUCACUUUAUAAUGAUCGAGCGUACAUGUUACAAGGAAGUCGCUCUCUCUCUCAUCUGUGUAGUUCCCCUUGUCCUCGAGAAGUUGAACAUCCCAAUACCCGUCCGUUCACCAGCUGUUCUGUACUCGAGAAUCUCCAAUAUGAACACUCGAAAAGACCAGAAAAGUGUGCACCAUUGAUUUGCAGCUAUGCCCUGCAAUCAUCCUCUUCAACGGAAGCGCUGCCAGGUGAUUGUUUGCCCAAGCCAGAAAUAACCGCUGACGGGGAAUUCUGUGACGGAAAGAUAAUUUUGAAACUUCCAACCGCGAACCCGUGUGAUCCAGUAACCAUGUACAAACCCAGUCCAGUGGCCGCUUCAAGUAGUAAGGAAUGCAAUACAUAUUUUGAAAGUACACAAUGCCCUCCAAUUAAACUUCUACUAAAAUGUCGUUCUCGAAGCUUAUCUGUUCCUCGAAGCUCCCAGGUUUCCGAACGUACGCUGCGUCCCUAUGCAGUGACUUACAUCUGUCAUCCAGUAGGAGUCAAAACACAUGUAAAGCAAUCAGAAGAGUGUAGAAAAGAAUCGACGGAAAACGUUGGAGAUUGUCGUGCCAGAUACGAAGCUUUUUAUCAGUAUACCACUCCAGGUAAAUCUAGCAGACCCAAAGAGUCCAGUAAUUUGUUACGAUUUCAGUCUUCCGACUACCCAACCUUUCCAAGGAGAGCAGACCCGUCCAAAGGCCCAGCAUUCAAUCACAAAGCUGAAUUCGUACAUGAAGGAAUGACACGUAGCGUUGGAAGAAGUGAGUUGGGAGGGAAUUUCAGAGGAACUGCUUACACGGCCAAACCAAGGGAUAAGGAACAAGCCAUCAUUAGAAAAACGCCACAGAGUAUGCCUGCAACGCCCAGGGUUAGCGGAGCUUCCCGUAAACCAUUGGACAAGGUACAGUCAGGUUUGCCCGUAGUACGAUCCCCUGCAGUAUCGGCGAACUCCUAUUCGCACUCACAGCAGAAUAAAGGAGGGGAAGAACCAGCAUUUGAUACCGUCCCUACACAUCACCCAGUGACUACGGAAAGCCCAGUAAGAUCAAAAAACGAAACCCAAGGGACACCUGUUGGAGCCAGUCCGAGAGUGCAGUCAGUGGAGAGUCUCAAACACUAUUCUGUAUCACAACCAGCACUCAUGUCUGGACCGGUCGCGCAACACGCAUCAUUGUUAACAUCUGAACCGAGUCCAGACACGCCGCGCGUAAGUACAGCUCCUCCCAGCGAACAUUCUUCCAGUAAAAAUGCAAAGUCUGAUACAACUAGGAACUUUUCUGAAGCUUCGGUUACUGCAACACCUCAGAUGCAUAGAGACUCAACGUCGAAUCGACCCAAGUUUAGUCAUGCUUCUGUGUCACUUUUGACUGCAACGCCUCUAUACAACUGGGGAUCAAUUGUAAAUCCAGAGGCAAAGGAAAUACCCGGAGCUCCCGUGCCAUCGGAGAAAAUCUUACCACUGAUGUCUCCUGAAAACCCAGUAAGCCCGGUGUCAUUUCAUGUUGAGAAGGACGAAUCAGCAUCCCUCGUGUCCCCGAAGACAAAGUCCAUUGACAGAACUUCAGCUACAUCCAUGGUAUCUCACAAAUCAUCGGUUUCGCGUUCCAUUGUCCAAGAUGCUGAUGUGGAUUCGCCAACCUUAAAGUAA